Cebus imitator (Panamanian white-faced capuchin) is the source of this 414-nucleotide messenger RNA. RefSeq names its product keratin-associated protein 19-5-like. The transcript has a single exon. Bases 40 to 288 code for a protein of 82 amino acids. NCBI's taxonomy places the organism in Eukaryota, Metazoa, Chordata, Mammalia, Primates, Cebidae. The record is from RefSeq and is a predicted model, not a curated record.
UUGCCUUGAGCAGCAAACCAGCUCACCACUCUUGACACUAUGAGCUACUACGGCAACUACUACGGAGGCCUGGGCUAUGGCUGUGGAGGCUUCGGCGGCCUGGGCUAUGGCUGUGGAGGCUUCGGCGGCCUGGGCUAUGGCUGUGGAUGUGGCAGCUUCCGCAGACGGGGCUAUGGCUAUGGCUGUGGCUAUGGAGGCUACGGAUACGGCUCUGGCUUCGGAGGCUAUGGAUACCGCAGCUGCCACCCAUCAUGCUAUGCAGGAUAUGGAUUCUCUGGAUAUUAUUGAAAUCCUUCCUUGACAAUCAAACAUGAGAGGCCAUAAGAAGGUCACCCAACUGCAAUAUUGACUGCACUAACAAACAAACAAGGUCACCCUGGAUCAAUCCAAGAUAAAGGGCAAUUAGCAUCUAAG